AUGACCUCUCUUGAUCUGCACAACUCCAACUUCAGCGGUCAUGUCCCUUUAGAGAUAUCCCAUCUUUCCAAAUUGGUUUAUCUCCGACUUGGUGGGUAUUGGGGGUAUAAAGUCAUGAUAGGGGAAAAUACCUUUAAAGCACUUUCUCAAAACUUAUCCAACUUGACAUGGUUCUUCCUAGCUGGUACUGAUUUGUCUUCUCUCCCACCAGUACUCUCUUUCAAAAACUUCUCAUCCUCUUUAAUCUAUAUAGAUCUCGACAAUUGUAAGUUGAGUAGGAAGCUACUUGAGAGUAUUUUUGAGUUGUCGAAUCUCACCGUUCUUUAUUUAGAAGAUAAUGAAGCACCAAAUGUCUCUCUCCCAACAUCUAAUAGGAGUAGUGCACUUAACCGUUUAACUCUCCGUAAUAACACCUUCUCCAUUGACUUACCUCUUUUAUUGAAAGAUAUCCCAAAAUCUUUAUCUUCUUUGCAAUUAAGUUUCAGUAACUUAGUUGGUCCACUUCCGGACAACAUUCAAUUUUAUGACUCGUCAAACCAUCUCGUGCAUAGUGCUCCAAAUUUCACUGUUUUGAUUUUAUCAAACAACUUACUCAACGGGACAAUACCAACAUGGAUAUAUGCCUUGCCGUAUUUGGAGUAUUUAGACCUCAGCGACAACCAAUUUACUGGGGAGAUAAUUCGUGAUUUUGAAACUACUUCAUUCGGUGAAACUGUGUUUUUGGGCAUCACUCCAAGAUCCACAUUUCAAAGUCAAAACCUCCGACAUUUGGAUCUCUCAUCAAAUAAGUUCAGUGGUACUUUGGAAUUGGAAAAGCUUUUAAUUUCCAAAAGGUUAGCAUAUCUUGACCUUUCCUCUAAUAAUAUUUCAGUAACUUUUGGAAACACCAAAAACUAUAGUUUGGAUAAUCUUGAGGAAUUACAUCUGUCUUCUUGCAACAUUACUGAGUUCCCACACAUUUUAAAAUCUUCAAAAAUAUUAUCUACCUUAGAUCUCUCCCAUAAUCAGAUUCAAGGAAGUGUUCCUAAAUGGUUAUGGGAGGUGGGAAAGAAUUCUCUCGACACAUUGGAUCUCUCUCACAAUUUUUUAACAUAUAUAGAGCCUCUUCCAUGGAAUGGGUUAUCAUAUCUUGAUCUCAGCUCCAACUCGUUCUCAGGACCUCUUCCAAUUAUUGCAUCAUCUCUUCUAUGGUUCUUCUCAGUAGCCAAAAAUCAAUUUGUGGGAGAGAUCCCAACUUCCUUUUGCAACAUAUCACUCCUUGCGGUGCUUGAUUUAUCUUCGAAUAACUUGAGUGGUAUCAUUCCUCGAUGCAUUGUAAAACAUAGUAAAGUUCUUUCGGUCUUGAAUUUUGCUAGGAACAAAUUAUAUGGUACUAUCCCCAACACAUUUUCAGUAGGAAGUACUUUGAGAAAUCUCAAUCUAAAUGGAAAUCAUUUAGAAGGCUCAUUGCCAAGAUCACUAGAAUAUUGCAGAAAUCUUCAAGUUCUAGAUCUUGGAAAUAACAUCCUCAACGACUCAUUUCCUCACUGGCUAGACUUUCUUCCAACCUUACGGGUUUAA
Molecule: messenger RNA, 1560 nt
Organism: Humulus lupulus (European hop)
Lineage: Eukaryota; Viridiplantae; Streptophyta; Magnoliopsida; Rosales; Cannabaceae
Product: receptor-like protein 6
Exons: 1
Coding region: 1-1560 (519 amino acids)
Molecular function (GO): protein binding
Source: RefSeq, a predicted model, not a curated record